This is a messenger RNA of Bathycoccus prasinos, 1524 nucleotides long. RefSeq lists its product with no specific name. The record is from RefSeq and is a predicted model, not a curated record. Bases 1 to 1524 code for a protein of 507 amino acids. The transcript has a single exon. NCBI's taxonomy places the organism in Eukaryota, Viridiplantae, Chlorophyta, Mamiellophyceae, Mamiellales, Bathycoccaceae.
AUGGGCAAAUCAUCAGUUGACUCCCAAAUUCGCGAAGGCGAAGAAGAGGAGGAAGAUACACAGACGAAGAAGAAGGAAAAAAAUAUCAGAGAUGAAGAACAAGAACAAGAGUCGAAAGCGCCGAAGCUGGUCGAACACUUUGCGAGCGCGAGAAAGCAUUUGUUGUCGAUAGACAUAGAGAAGUAUUUCGAGUUGAAUCCACCGCAUCCACCGGGUUCGCCACCGCGCAAUAGGGGGGAAGGUGUGACUGUUUUGCAUCCAGAUUCGAUUAAGAAGAUUGAAAACGUAGUGACGUUGGAAGAAACGAUGACGGUGAAACAAGCGUUGUCCGUGUUGAGAAGAUAUGGGAUAUCAUCCGCGCCUGUGGUGAACAGUAGCAGCGCGUUGUUUAUCGGGUUUCAAGACGUUCGAGACUUCAUGGUGUUGUUUUUCGAGAAAGCGCUCGUUUCGCAUUUGACUCGCCGGGAAGUUUUGCAAAGGAUGAUUGAGUUGUUGAACGAAACAGUGCGAGAGUGUCGGAGAGAUUCCCAUCCCGACGACGAUGCGAGAUUCGUAUAUCGUGGUUCGAGAAAGACGACGCUUCUUGAAAUCGUUCGAGGUGGAUUUCUGCAGCGCAUCGAUGUACGCACCCACGGCGAGGAGAUUUGUGGGAUCAAACCGACGACGCAUGGAAAACGAUUUCAAAGAGUCCAUCGCGUCGCGGUAUAUUCGUUACACUAUGACACUCUCACUAAAGAUGAAGCGAUGACAAUCGACGCUGUCAUAUCGCAAACGGAUGUCAUAGAGUUUCUGCUCGAUUGUUAUUUGGAAAAGGACGAAGACGAGGAUCCGUUCAAGAAAAUAACCGUCUCAGAAGCGUUUGCGGACUAUAUCGAAAGAAAGAAAGAGGACCUUCUCGCUUUACCGAGUUUUACAAAAGCUAUCGAUGUUUUUGCAGGUUUGACGAGACAAAAUGCAAACUGUGUCGCAAUUGUUGACGAUAAAACUGGUAUGCUGGUCGACUCAGUCGCGGCGAACGAUUUCGCGUAUUUCAUGGAGGAGUUUGACGAGAACCUCGAUCUCACAAUCGUCGAUUUCAUGCGCAAAAUCAGAACCGUGCACAUCCAGCAACAAAGCGCGGUACCGUCUGCCAUUGGCGCUCCUCAAUACGAAUCAGACACGACGACCACCACGACCUUGACGGACGAAGAGAAAGAACAAAAGCUCAAAAAAUUCAUCGUGUCAAACAACCUCGGCAAACCGAAUCUCCGCGCCGCCUUCCUGAACUCCUCCUUGCGAGAAGCCAUGGAGCUCAUGCGUCCAGCUAACGCUCUUCUCAAACGCGCUCCGUCUACCACAGAUCGUCUUUCAGACGUGCACCACGUUUUCAUCAUUGACGAUACUACCGGGAAACCUCUAUUCGAGCUCACCCCGGGUUGCGUUCUCGAGCUCGUCGUGCUCCCGGCUCGCGAGCGCGUGUUUUGGAGAGUCGAGCCGUGCGAGCUCCACUCGAUUUAUCGAAACAGAAAACUCCCGACUUUUUAA